Pomacea canaliculata is the source of this 4908-nucleotide messenger RNA. RefSeq names its product carnosine synthase 1-like. Gene Ontology annotation, biological process: carnosine biosynthetic process. The record is from RefSeq and is a predicted model, not a curated record. The transcript has 9 exons. NCBI's taxonomy places the organism in Eukaryota, Metazoa, Mollusca, Gastropoda, Architaenioglossa, Ampullariidae. Gene Ontology annotation, molecular function: carnosine synthase activity; ATP hydrolysis activity; ATP binding. The coding region runs from base 798 to 3770 and encodes 990 amino acids.
AAACAUGCGAACAGUUUACAUGACGGGUUUGUAAUGCGUUGUUUACUCAGUUGAAGAAGAAAGCUUACGCGCUUCCUGUUGGGAAAAAAAAAAUACUUCACAGUCGUUUCUUGAUCGAUAACGAAGAGCGCACUGGGUGUGUUAACUAACCCUGAGUAGCAGGAGUGGUUGUUGUUGACAGGGCGGAGAUGCACACACAUUCUCUCGUGAUUUCCGAAGGACUGAGUGAAGCACUGGGUACAAGUGGAAUGGUGGAGUCAUGCAAAGCUGACCGGCAGCCGCUUCCCGCCAUCCAAUCAGAAUCGAGCUCAUAACAACAUUCAGUAGCUCUCGACUAAAGCGUGCGCUUGCAGUCUCCUACCUCAUAAUACUCAAAAAAACCCAGCGAAGUGCAUUAGAGAAUCAUACUGCGGCAGGGGAACACGGGGGAGGCGAAAAGGUGCUCAGUACAGCCAUAGUGAAGCUUUGCGGUGAAGAAGGAACCACUGAAACCUCUCCGUCUUGUUGAUAGAUUGACUGGAAUAGGCUGGUUCUGCCCGGUUUCGCCGAGGUCCAAGCUUAUAAACUUGGGAGUGCGCAUGACUGAUGCUGCAGCCGACGCUGUAUGUGGAUGUGCUGGCUUUAUAACAACGUUUUGGUGAAGAACUAACUGUUUACCUGACUCAUUCAUUUCAAAACAAGAUCGUGCUCUCGAAGCUUACUCAAACUCUACAUCAGUAACAUUUUUACAUAAUCGGCGGGUCUUCAGAGGCGAGAAAAAUAAAUCAGUGCGUGCGAAGUCGAGCAGACGACGAACAAUGGAUCUAAAAAAUUUUUCUCAACGUGGGUUUUUCGAAGGAAAGUGGAAGUCUCUUUGCGACCACUCGACGUGCGAAAAAAUUCAGCCGUCGCUGAAAAAUGAUUGCUUUUGCAUCACUUGCCAUAUCAACCAUGAUGCUGAUGUUGAUAUUCUGUCGCAAAACGGUUUCAGGUACGACUGUUUACGCCGCGGUUUGCAGAAUGGCUUGAACAUCUCAAGUAGUGACCAGAAAGCCCCUAGCGGCGCUGGAUGUCCAGUGGAAAAGCAGUUCUUUCUUCUGCAAAAAGUUCUCAGGGAAACUAGCCUGCCUGCCACUGUGGACAGAAGAGAUGACCCAAUAUUUCCAACUGGGGAUGAAAUCACGAUUGUGUACUUUGCAGAGCUGGAAGAAAGUUUGGCAGCUUUCUUUGAAGGAAAUCGUCAGUGCCCAGGCUGCGUUCUUCUGUUAAUGACCACAUCAUGGGCUACACGUGAGCCAAGUGCAGAUGACCCAUCGUUGUCAUCAAUCAUGGUACACACAGCUAUCACUGCAGAUGCUGGUGGACAAACUUACCUGGACAACUAUGAUCCACCACGCCGUGCUACCUAUAUUGUUAACCACCUCACAGGAGCUACUACUGAUGGCCGUAGGCAUGAAGGAGAAGACAUAGUCAAGUAUGGUCUGGAAUGUCCCAUGGCCAGCUCGAUGAAAUUGACCAAGCGCACAGAUAACAAGUUGCUCACUAGAAUGAUGUGUGCAGCCUCUGGGGUUCAGCACCCAAUCACACUGGCUUUAGUCCCACAGGAUGGAAUGUGUGACAACAUGUAUGAAUCCAUGCCCAACAUCGCUGUCUACCGACGUCCAGCAUCUGGAAUCACAACCUCAUGGGUGGAACCACUUGUCAUAAACUUCUUAGCACAGGACUCCAUGAAGCCCUACAAAAAGGUGGUGGUCAAACCUUUUGGCUCCUACUGGAAUUCUUGCAAAGGUGUGUCAUUUCAUGACAUUCAUGACUUGAAUUCGAUCAUCGAAGCAGUUCUUGAUCUUUCAAGUCGAAUUGACCGCAGCGAUGGGAUUCUUGUGGAGUCUUUCCACUCUGUUUUUAAGUCCUCUGCUGCAUUGAAUGUUGGGCGGCAUGCAGUCAAUGUGGAAGGGAGGGAGCUUAGCUUCAGGAUACGAGCUAUUGUGUGCAGAACACCACAAAAUGGGGCUCGCUUGACUCAGGUCUUGACAGGUGUUGCUGAUGCUGGUGCUCCUUUUGGAGGAGCCAAGACCAUUGGUACAUCACUGGAAACAACUCUGCGCCGCUGGGGUGUAACUGACUCAAAAAGGCAAAAAGAUAUUAGAGAAAGCAUUAAGCGUGCCUCUGAGCGGCUGCUCCUGACACUGAUGAAGCAUGAGGAAAAGAUGAGUGCCGAAGAAAGGGGAGGUAUUGGUGCCCAGACAGAAAUGAUUGGUAUGGACUACAUACUUACCAGCAUCAAUGACGCCAUCGUGCCUUUGGUCAUUGAGGUGAACGCACAUGACUGCCUGUACGCAAGCUCUGUUUAUGAAGUCAUGAACAAAGAUGUUAGAGGCGAGGCUGCACGCACUUUGGCACAGACGAUGAUUGCAAGGUCUCAGCGCUUUCUAAUGAAGAACAAAGUGAUCCUGAUAGUGGGUGCUGGUGGCUUCAGCAAGAGAAAUAUUUGGAAAGAUGCCCAGGAGUUUGGAGUAAAGAUAGUUCUUGUGGACUCCAACCCAGAGCACUUCGCUCGCCGUCAGGUUCACAUGUUUCUCUACUACGACAUGAGUGACCAUACCCGUGACAAGGAGCAUGCAGACGUCAUCGUGCACCGUGUGAAAUCAGAUGUGGGACUCGUGGAUGGAUGUGUCUCCUUCUGGGAAGACUGUGUCCCUCUUGCUUCACUUGUUGCAGAAGGAUUGGGCUUAACGCGUACACCAUCAUACACUGCUGCCAUGGCUGCUAAUGCCAAAGGCCUGACCAUGAAAGUUCUUAGUGGAGAUUAUGAACCGCCACAUAGCCCUCGCCCCAAUCUGUAUGCCAGCCCUGCUGUCCGUGUCACAUCACCAGAUGAGCUGGUGAAUGCUGUCAAACAGGUUCCCUUGCCAGCUAUCUUGAAGCUGGAGUAUGGCUCUUCAGCUGUGGGUGUCAAGCAGGUGAAGACCCUACAGGAGGCUAAGGCAUUUGUGCAGCACGUACAAAAUACCCUUCAGUCUGAGAAAGACCACCCAGGAGUGGGGCUGGGCCACUCGCGCUCCUUCGUGUUGAUGAGUCGCCUGGAAGGCACAGAACAUGAUGUGGACCUUGCCAUGUUUGAGGGACAAGUCAUGGCUGCAUUUGUCUCGGACAAUGGACCUACACGAUUGCCCGUUUGCUCAGAGACCACUGCAGCUAUGCCAUCUGUGCUUAACAAAGAGGAAGAGCAACAGCUAGUGAUGGCUGCUGCAACAUGCUGCAGGAAGUUGGAUUUGGUGACAGGUGUUUUCAACGUGGAAUUGAUAUUGACACCUUGUGGGCCACGCCUUGUUGAAAUCAAUGCCCGCAUGGGAGGCUUCUACUUGCGUGAAUGGAUUCGCACUAUAUAUGACGUAGACAUGCUCCACCUGGCCUUAAUGGCAGCCUGUGGCGUGCGCCCAGUGGCUGCCAACAGCAUGGCAUACGGGUACAGCAGCAAGCAGGCGAGAGAGAACAGGGGUCAGCUGAUGGGCAUCCUCCUGUACCCUUCGCAGCACAAACAGGCGCUGUCCACCACUGCCACACCACGCCACCUGCAGCGUCUGCAUGACCAGGGCUCCAUCAUUUUCAGGCAGAUGGAAGAGAAUUUAGAAGACUGGACGCUUGAAUUUGAGGAGCCUCUAGCUAGCAUAGGAGUGAAGGCUCCAACAGUUGAGGAGGCUCGUGCCAAGCUUGAAGGCUUGUGUAUUGGCUUGGGACUAGAAACGGAAGAGUCGAUGCGUGAGCUUUUGCAAGACUUUGUGAUGACCUAGUACUGAGCCAGACCAGAGAGCAGGAUUGAAUCUCUGGCUGUUUCACCUGUAUUUAUUAUAUAUUGUAAAGAGAACCAAAUAUUUACAUAGAGAUCAUUUUUUGUACCCAUCGUCUCUGUGCAAGUUGGUCAUUAAUGUGUUCCAUUGUGAAUCUUUGUAUGUAGUGUUCAUCAUUGCUGCAUUCCUCCUUACCUGCUGUAUAUCCGUCCUUGUGUUUCAGUAGGUUUUUUGAACUGUGGAGUUGCUGGGGGAGAGGAGUUUGUGUUGUUUUUUUGUAUUUUGGAAAUUGAUGUCAUUUUUCUUUAUUGGUUUGGCAGAGCAGUUUCCACAGGUUAUUCAUUGACACAUAUCAAAGAAGUAACCCUUUAACAGUGGAAGUUAAAAUAUCUGAUUAGGAUCAGUGGUGAAGUUGAUGGUAUUUUUCUGUUUAAUCAGUUUAGUUUUUAUAGCUUUGAUUCACAAGUACUUCAGUAGUAGAUUCAGUUGUUGUCAUACAGUUUGGUGUUCAUGCAAAGAUGACAGGUGGUCCAAAAAAAGUCUAGAUUGAAUUACAUUUGAUGUGAAAUAUAUAUUUUGUAAUUAGGCGUUUAGGCGCUGAGUUUUUCAGUUAAAUUACAGUAUAUGUGAUUUAAAUGCAAAUAAAUUUUGUGCUGUGUAUUUUUGUUUUCCUGGGAAAGAUCAUAAGAUCCCCAGGCUAUGGACUUGGAAACAAGACAAAUGUUUUGAACUGUGCAUUGUAUGUUGGGGGGCUAUUUACAAUACAGUUUUUCCAUGUUUCCCAUGGAAGAUGAGGCAGAAGUAAGAUUUCACAAAUUUUCUAGUAUGAUUUUCGUGGACGGGUGUAGUCAUGGUUUGUGCUAUUGGCCAACUUGACUUGCUGCUAUCAGCAGUUGCUGCAAUAAGCCAAAACAGAAAUAGAUGCUCUUGACUGAUGUGGCAUAGAAAAUUCAGUGUUAAUGAAACAAGUCAAGGCUUUGUAAAAGCUAGCAUUCUUAGAUACACUUGAAGAACGUUUGCCAUUUAGCAGAUUUUGUCAUAACAGAUACAUCUAUUUAAAACCAUGUAGCAUUUUUUUAAUGUGACUGAAUUUGUGGUCUGUAAACAAAAUACUGAUUUUUCAAUAAAAAUGAGAAAUAUA